CCGCCCGGACGAUGGUGCGCUGCGGGGCGGCCGCGCUGCUCGCCGCGCUCCUCGGCGUCUGCGUCUGGACCGACGAGACCGGGAAAGUUAUCUCGGACCGGUUCGCCGUCUACUGGAAUCGGAGCAAUCCCAGGUUCCACCGCGGGGACUACACGGUGGAGGUGAGCAUCAACGACUACCUGGACAUCUACUGCCCGCACUACGAGGAGCCGCUGCCGGAGCGGAUGGAGAGGUACAUCCUCUACAUGGUCAACUACGAGGGCCACGCGUCCUGCGACCACCGGCAGCGCGGCUUCAAGCGCUGGGAGUGCAACCGCCCCGACUCCCCCAACGGGCCCCUCAAGUUCUCCGAGAAGUUCCAGCUCUUCACGCCCUUCUCGCUGGGCUUCGAGUUCCGACCCGGCCACGAGUACUACUACAUCUCCGCGUCCCCCCCGAACACGGUGGACAGGCCCUGCCUGAAGCUGAAGGUUUAUGUUCGGCCAACAAACGAUUCCCUCUACGAAUCCCCGGAGCCCAUUUUCACCAGCAACAACUCCUGCUGCAGCCUCAGGGUGCCGCCGGCAGCGCUGGCGGUGGUGCCGCUCGUCUGGACGCUCCUGGUCUCGUAGCACCGACACCGACGGGAGCGGCCCGGGCCCGGAUCCCGCAAGCCCCGGGUGGUGCCCGGGGAGGGUCGGUGCUGCCAGCGAGGAUCUUGUCGCCGCCUGAAGUCCCCGCCGUGGCACGGCCGUCCCGCCGGGAGCGGUGCCCGGCUGUUCCCGGGGAUGGAUCCCGAUUUCCAUCCCUGCCCUGCAGCUCGGGCUGUCCCGGCGGGGCGUUGCUUUUUACAUUUCUAGACCAAAUACAGAGUCCUCGUCCGUCUGGCUUUUUUGGUUUUUGUUUUUUCUUUUUCCUUUG
Poecile atricapillus (Black-capped chickadee) is the source of this 900-nucleotide messenger RNA. It is a transcript of the gene EFNA2, whose product is annotated as ephrin A2. The record is from RefSeq and is a predicted model, not a curated record. Bases 12 to 611 code for a protein of 199 amino acids. Gene Ontology annotation, biological process: osteoclast differentiation; ephrin receptor signaling pathway; axon guidance. Gene Ontology annotation, molecular function: ephrin receptor binding. The transcript has 4 exons. Lineage: Eukaryota; Metazoa; Chordata; Aves; Passeriformes; Paridae. Gene Ontology annotation, cellular component: plasma membrane.